Messenger RNA from Cephus cinctus (wheat stem sawfly), 421 nucleotides. RefSeq lists its product as uncharacterized. The transcript has 2 exons. Bases 12 to 311 code for a protein of 99 amino acids. The record is from RefSeq and is a predicted model, not a curated record. Lineage: Eukaryota; Metazoa; Arthropoda; Insecta; Hymenoptera; Cephidae.
GAAGUUACACCAUGGAGAGCAGUUUUUGUGGAUGUGAUCAGGGCUCAUUAGCAGGAUAUCAUUUCGAUAUUAAACAUCUUAGAAAAGUAGGUCAAGAUUUUUGUCAAGCACUAUCAAUGAUGGAAGAUGGGGUAGAAGAAUGGAGUAUCGAUAAAUUACCAGUCAACGAACUGAGAAAUUAUUUUAUGCAUGACUCUAGACUGGGAGUUGAGUUAUGUUGUCCAUUAAAGUGCAUCCUACAGAAAUCUAAAAGAUCUUCGAAAUGCAUUCAGGAUAAACAUGAAAAACAUCAUUUUGUGGGAUUACCAUAGUACGAAAUAGGAGCUUCGUCGUAAAUUCUGAUAUUAAGGAAAGAAUUUAUACGUGUUGUGUAGGUUACUCGUUUAAUGUUUGCAUUAAAUAAUAUGUUUUAACAAAGAAA